CCCCCGUUUCGCCAGCGCUGCUGCUCUGCUCGCGCCCCGAACUUGGAACACUCGGCCCUCGGUCGGACAGGCAGCGGAGCCCGGAGGAGGGGAAGGAUCGGAGGCAUGGGGUGCGACGACAAGUGCGGGUGCGCGGUGCCGUGCCCCGGCGGCAAGGACUGCCGGUGCGCGUCGGCGAGCGCUGGCGGGCAGCGGGAGCAGCACACGACGUGCACCUGCGGGGAGCACUGCGAGUGCAGCCCCUGCACGUGCGGGCGGGCGACGCUGCCGUCCGGCCGGGAGAACAGGAGGGCCAACUGCUCCUGCGGGCCCGCCUGCAACUGCCCCUCCUGCAGCGCCACGGCCUGAUCCACGCGCAGGCCGAAUCCCGGCCGGCCGGCCAGCCAGUCCGGUAGACGUAGUCCGUCUGGCUCGACUCUAGAGCUGGAAGCUCGCAUGUACCCCGUAGUUUGCAGCUCGUAGUAGUAGGUAGUACUAAAGAAGGGUAAUAAAGGGCUUAUGGAAAUCCA
Molecule: messenger RNA, 509 nt
Organism: Panicum hallii
Lineage: Eukaryota; Viridiplantae; Streptophyta; Magnoliopsida; Poales; Poaceae
Product: EC protein homolog
Exons: 1
Coding region: 106-348 (80 amino acids)
Molecular function (GO): zinc ion binding
Source: RefSeq, a predicted model, not a curated record